AUAGAAAUUUGCUGCAAAGAAUCAAACCAAACAUAAACCUAUUACCUAUCAACACUAUGGAGACUACUAACCCUAGCAAUUGGUCGAACCUCACUCUCAAUAUCCUCAUAUCUCUGUUUAAACGUUUGAGCUAUGUGGAUUUCCAUCGAGCUAAGAUGGUUUGUUCCUACUGGUAUUCUGGUUCGAAACAAACAGUUACCCGGAAAAGCGGAAUACCAUGGCUAAUGCUUUUUCCAGACGACGGUGGUUGCUUGCUUUGCAAUCCAUACGAAAAAGUGGUUUACAAGACAAAGAGAGACUGUUCAGGGAGUCGAUUCCUGGCAAGCUGCGGUAAAUGGUUGUUGAUGCUAGAUUCUCGAUCCAGAUUAUAUAUUAUAGAUGUGUUUAGUGGGAAUAGGAUUGAUCUUCCUCCAUUAGAGUCGCUUUUAUCGAACUACUCUGCUCUGAAGCGGGACAUCUUGUGGGUAGACGAGGAGACGAAAGAAAGGGAAUGCUCAUUACGAUCUCAUUCCAGUUACCUAUGGAGUUCCCAGGAAGAUAACUGGCCUUGUUCAUGGUCUUGUUCUUCGGGUUACCGUCUAUACAUCUUAACGUCUCGUCGUUCCGUUCGAGUCAUAGAUUUUUCUGGGCAGCAAGGUUUGGAAGAACUCACUGGGAGUGACACAUCCCCAAUGUUUUCUCCUCUUGGAUAUAGUUGUUAUUUUAGCAUCGCGGUUACCACAGCCGGAGAGGUUUUGUUGGUCACAACCACAACCUCUGAAAGUAGCGAAAGGGUCUUCUGCUUCUGUAUCUACAAGAAGGCUCAUAAUGCUGAUCCAGAGGACCAAAUUGCCCGAUCUUGCCUGCUUCUCGACUUGGGUAUUACUGUGCCUGCUAACCAUGCCCUUGGUAUCCAACCAAACACAAUCUAUUUCACACUUCAUAACCGUGUCCGUUUCAGCAUGUCUUUUGAUCUGGAAAUCUGUGUGUUUAAUCUUGCAACUAACACCCUCAUCAAACACUUCCCUCAUCUUGCCAACUUGAAACCCAAGGAUGCUCUAUGGUUUCUCCCUAUGACUUGAUUCAUGAUAUUUGUUGUUCUUGAUUCCUUUUAGUUCUAUAUCUAGUCGUCUUUUUGCGUUUGGUUUGAUUCUAUUCAUUACUUGGUUGUUACGUUUUGAUUAGAAAAGAUAUGUAAUUCGAUCGUAAUUAGGUAAAUGAUUGAAAUGGUCAGGGAUUUUUAGAGUUAAUAUAGUGUUACAGAGAGA
Molecule: messenger RNA, 1247 nt
Organism: Arabidopsis arenosa
Lineage: Eukaryota; Viridiplantae; Streptophyta; Magnoliopsida; Brassicales; Brassicaceae
Source: the annotation of a GenBank genome assembly